Molecule: messenger RNA, 1671 nt
Organism: Cherax quadricarinatus
Lineage: Eukaryota; Metazoa; Arthropoda; Malacostraca; Decapoda; Parastacidae
Source: RefSeq, a predicted model, not a curated record
AUGAGGAAUGGUAUUUAUUUCUCCACUUUAAUUUCAGAGGAAGAAACUGGUUCAAGCCCUGUUGCAGCGCAGGAUUCUGAUAAUGAAUCACUGAAAUCCGUUGCAUCAAGGACCUCACGAGCAUCUCGGGCCUCAAGGGCAUCUGCAUCUUCUAGGGCAUCACGUAGAUCAAGUGUCAGCAGUGCUGGAAACAUGAGUGAGGAUGAAGGUGACAGAAGGUCAGGUGGUGGGAGUGAUGUUGAAGUUGAGGAGAGGCGGUCAGUCAUGGAUAGUGAUGAUGAAGAGGCACAACCUCAGAAAACAAAUUCUAAGUCUCCUCAGAGUUCUCCUGCACCUGGUGAUGAACAGAAAGAGAAAGUAUCAGAAGAAGUGUUUGGUGCUUCAGAUUCUGAGCCAGAGGCAGGUGGAAGUAAGUCAGGUAGUAGACGUGGCAGUCGCUCAAGAAGCAAAUCUGGAAGCAGAGCUGGCAGUGGGUCAAGAAGCAGGUCGAGGAGCAAGUCUGGAAGCCGGGCAGGGAGUGGCUCUCGUAGCAGAUCUCGUUCCCGUAGCAAAUCUGGAAGUAGAGCAGGUAGCAGAUCCCGCAGCAGGUCACGGUCACGGAGUAAGUCUGGCAGUCGAGCAGGUAGCGGUUCACGUAGUCGUUCUCGAUCUCGUGGUAAAUCAGGAAGUCGAUCUCGAUCUAGAAGCAAAUCUGGAAGCAGAUCUAGAUCCCACAGUAAAUCUGGAAGCAGAUCUCACUCCAGAAGCAAAUCUAGGAGUAAAUCUGGAAGCAGAUCACGUUCCCGAAGCAAAUCUGGGAGCAAAUCCCGUUCAAGAAGCAAAUCUGGGAGCAAAUCCCGUUCAAGAAGCAAAUCUGGAAGCAGAUCUCGUUCACGAAGUAAAUCUGGAAGUAGAUCCCAUUCACGAAGCAAAUCUGGAAGCAGAUCCCGUUCACGUAGCAAAUCUGGAAGUAGAUCCCGUUCAAGAAGCAAAUCUGGAAGUAGAUCAGGCUCUGGAAGUAGAUUUCGUUCGAGAAGUAAAUCUGGAAGCAGAUCUCGCUCAAGAAGCAAGUCUGGGAGCAGGUCCCAUUCUAGAAGCAGGUCACGAUCAAGAAGUAAAUCAGGAAGUAGAUCACAAUCUGGAAACAGAUCUGGGAGUGGUUCUCGAUCUCGCAGUAGAUCAGGGAGCCGAGCAAGAUCUCGCUCUGGAUCCGGGAGUGGUUCAGAUAGAGGCAAUUCUUCCAGGAAACGCAAGAUGAUGUCUGAUUCAGAUGGGCAAGGAUCAGGUGUAUUAAAGCGUAAAAAGGUCAAACGUAAGAAGAGGCCUAGUGGCAGUGGGUCUGGAGGUAUCAGUGAUUCUGAUGACGAGGCUCCUCGCACUAAUAAGAAAGCCAAGAAACGUAAAAAGAGGUCUGUGCUCAGUGGGAGUGACAGCGAUUCUGGUCCAGAGAGAAGCAAAAAUAAGAAGUCCAAAGGGAGCGACAGUGAAGUUGGUUCAGACAAGGAAGCAAGCAGACCAGGCAGUGCAGCAGGAGAAGAAAAUUUGGGAACUGAAAUUGCAGAAGAAGGUUCAAGCAAAGUAGGUAUCAUUUACAUAUCAUUUAGUUUUGAAGCUUUGUGUUUGCACACCAUGAUGUCUCACAUACGAAAAAUAUGUACCCACCUUAUUAACAGUUAAAGAAAGUGAAAAGAG